UGCAGAAAUUCAUCGCAUGUCAAGGACCUACUCAGGAAAUAAUUUCUGAUUUUUGGCGGAUGAUUUGGCAACAGAAUAUUGAGAAAGUAGUUAUGCUUACAAAUCUCUUUGAAUUUGGAACGCUUAAGUGUCUUCAGUAUUGGCCAGAAGAUAUAAACGGUGAGUGCAAACACGGUGGUGUUCUUAUCAAGUAUGUCGGCAUCAAGGAAACAUUCGACUACAAUAUCAGAUCACUUGAAAUCACCAAGGAUGGCGAGACCAGGCGCCUCAACCAGUUCCAUUUCAAGUCCUGGCCUGAUAACGAUGUUCCAGAAACAACCUGGAGUCUAGUGGAUUUUUGGAGAGCUGUUGCUAAGUGCGACGAUACGAGCACAUCCCCCAUUCUUGUACAUUGCAGUUCUGGUGUUGGCCGCAGUGGAACUUUUAUCGCUCUGGACAACUUGAUUGCACAAGCAAAGAUUGAAAACUGCGUCAGACCUCUCCACGUGGUUGAGGCUUUAAGGCAACAAAGAGUUAACAUGGUUCAAACAAAGGAACAGUACAAAUACCUGCAUGAAGCUUUGGCAGAAGCCCUUCUAAUUGGUACACAUCACUGGGUAACGAGGCAGUUUGAAAGUAUCUACAACCUUAUGAUCGGAAAAGACAUUGAGUCGUCGAAGACACGAAUUGAGCAGCAGUUCGAAUUGAUAACCAAAAGUGCAUAUUACGCUAGGGGACAGAACGCAGCAAUAGCAACUGGACUAGAAAACGACCAUAUUGGAACUCAAAACGAAGCCAUGAUUAUGAAGGCGACGGAAUCCAAGCCGCAGUGUAUUGUCUUAUCAGCACUUGGAGAGAGCAGAGCGUUUAUAGCAUUGACUUCCUUACAUGAUGACACUGCAGAAAAUUUGUGGUCUCUUGUUGGGAAGCAGGCAUGUAAAACAAUGAUCGAGUUUUCAAAUCGUUCGGAAGGAUUGCAUAAGGCGGACACUUACCUUGGCCAGAAAAAGGGUGGGCGUGUCGGAAGAUAUUACGUCACCUUAACCGAGGAAAGCAACGAUCGCGGCUUUGAGGAGAGAACAUAUUCCUAUAAAGAAGACACAAAAGGUAGCAGUCUAAAGACUUUUAAACAGUUCUACAUGCCUGGUAUGAAUAAAGACCCGGACAGACAGUGCAUGCUUGAUCUAAUAGAGGCGAUAUUGACAUGGCAAAGUCAACUCUCGACCGACACACCGAUAUUGAUUAAAGAUGGUUCGAACUUUCACCGAAGCGGCCUUGUUAUGGUAUUAAUGAGCGAGAUAUGUCGCAUUGUGAAGCACGACGGACAAAUAAACCUUGUUGAAACAGUUGUAUCAAUGAAACGCCAAGAGAAACAUAUUAUCCAUAGCGCUGCUCAGCUUAGGAUCUGCUACGACGCAAUAUUGGCCUACGUUCAGAAACCAGGAAUCUAUCAAAAUUUGUGUUUAAGUACGGAAUAAACACGACGUGUUUGCAUACUUUUUGAUAAACACGCUAAGAUAUUGUUGUCUGUUUAUGAUGACUAUGACGUGCAUGAAGUGUUAAGUUAUAACUUGGAUGUGAGUUCAUUGUUUUGUAUAUUUUAAAACACAACAAUACAUAAUGAAAACAUAAAUGUCUUAUUUAAUAAAACCGGAUGAAAUAUUGACACAUAUGAUGUUGAUAAUUCCCCAUAGAGCCCAAUGUUAUGAACAUUAGAUUGUUUAUUGUUUUGAUUACUUUUAGAGCUGGUCAUCAGUUUGUAAUGUAAUGCAUACUAAAAAAUAUAUGAUAAAGUAAGCUGAACUAAAUACAACAUAAUAAAACCGGCACUUUGGACUGCUAUUAAGUAAAUUAAGCAGUUUUCUGCCAUCGUUUUAAGUUUUAUGUUUUGAUAGUUGUUAACAAUUAAAUGUACCAACAAAGUUCUCUACAGUUACCGUAUCUUCAUUUAGUACAUACAUGAACAGUAUUAUAUAUUCUGUGUAUUUAUAUUCAUCGUAGAAUUAUGUUUAAAUAACAUAUUUUGCAACGUGUCACCGUAAUUCAUGACGCUGUAAGAAGCGCGUCUCAUUUAUUUCUUUGCCUUACUUUUUUAUUCAUUGAUGUCGACCCUUUCUUCUAUUGUGUUAUUAUAUGUAAUUCAAGGGCGUUGUUUCAUCAAAUUAUUAAGAUUCAUAAUAAUAAUAAUAAAGCCAAAAAAAAGGUAUGAUAGAAAAACAUUUAUUUUUAUCUAAGAAGCAUAACACAAUUUUCAAUAUUUGGAAUGUGGAUUUGAUAUAAACAAAGCAAUAUUUAAUAAAUUGAUCGAUCACUUUGUUUUGGAAAAUGUUUAUUGUUGUUAUGUGAAUGUUUAUUACAACGUCUGAUUUGCGUGUAG
Molecule: messenger RNA, 2356 nt
Organism: Dreissena polymorpha
Lineage: Eukaryota; Metazoa; Mollusca; Bivalvia; Myida; Dreissenidae
Product: receptor-type tyrosine-protein phosphatase T-like
Exons: 13
Coding region: 60-1457 (465 amino acids)
Biological process (GO): protein dephosphorylation
Molecular function (GO): protein tyrosine phosphatase activity
Source: RefSeq, a predicted model, not a curated record